AUGUCGGCAAAGGUUCCUAGAAACUUUAGGCUUCUCGAGGAGCUCGAGAAGGGAGAGAAAGGCUUAGGAGCAGAGGCAUGUUCGUAUGGUUUGGCAGAUGGUGAGGAUAUGAUGAUGAGCAAUUGGAAUGGGACCAUUCUGGGGCCCCCUCAUAGCGUCCAUGAGAACCGGAUAUACAGUGUCCAAAUCCAUUGCGGUCCCGACUACCCUGAUAACCCCCCAACCAUCCAGUUUAUCUCCCGAGUCAAUAUCCCAUGUGUGGACCAGAAGACCGGCAAGGUCGAUCCCGCCAAGCUGCCCUGCCUGGCUCAGUGGAAGCGCGAGUACACUAUGGAGACCAUUCUCCUUGAGAUCCGAAGGCAAGUAUUAUACAUGGCCUUGCCACAACACAAGAAGCUCCCUCAACCCCCGGAAGGAACCAACUUCUGA
Messenger RNA from Aspergillus clavatus NRRL 1, 429 nucleotides. Its product is annotated as E2 ubiquitin-conjugating protein MMS2. Lineage: Eukaryota; Fungi; Ascomycota; Eurotiomycetes; Eurotiales; Aspergillaceae. Gene Ontology annotation, cellular component: nucleus. The record is from RefSeq and is a predicted model, not a curated record. Bases 1 to 429 code for a protein of 142 amino acids. The transcript has 5 exons. Gene Ontology annotation, biological process: protein K63-linked ubiquitination; DNA damage tolerance.